AUGCAUAUAUGUCCGUUACGUCCACAAUAUAUGUUCAAAAUAUUGAUAAAAUAUGUAAAAUGUUUGCAUAUUGAACUUGAAAUUAAAACACUCAUUUAUCGUUUAUCUAGUCGUCUAUUUAUUUGUCUAUUACUCUGGUUUUUGUUUGCGUUUUUACAUUUAAAAUAUUAUCGUUACACAUGGUAUUAUAAAUAUCGAACAAAUGAAACUGAAUUACAUACGCAAAUGAAAUCACAAUUAAAGUUAGCUCAAAUUUUUUGGGAUAAAUUAAUUGAAAAAUAUUCUCGAAAUGAUACAUAUUAUAAAAGAAAAUCAAAUAUUAAAUUUGAUAUAUGUACAGUAUUAAUUACUUCACCUCGUCUAGAACAUCCAACACUUCAUCAGACAAUUGCAUCAUUAGUCAGUUCGAUGAACGAAGUUGAUAGACAAACAAGAGAGAUUAUAGUUUAUAAUACGGCACGACCAUCAUCUAUACAUAAAUAUGCUCAACAAUUAUCAAAUACGCAUAUUCCUUAUUUUAAUGUUUUUAAUUAUUCACAAUUAAAUUCAACACUAAUCGAAAAAUGGUAUUCUAAUAAAAAUACAUUACACUUAUCUGAACAUGAUGAAUGGAUUAGAACGGAAAAUUUAGACUAUUUAACAUCGUUAUUUAUUUGUAAUUCUCAAUAUAAAUAUGUACUUAUAUUACAGGAUGAUUUAAUAUUUCGUCAAAAUUUUUUUACCCAUUUGACUUUAGGAUUGAAUAGUUUAAAAAAUACGAAUAAUUGUGCGUGGAUAAAAUUGUUUGUAAGCGAUUUUUGGGAUGGAUGGGAAGAUAAAGAUUUGAACAAAGUUAUCGGUAUAUCGAUGUUUCUAGCGUUUAUUAUUAUGUUGAUUGAUCAAAGAAAGAAGUUGCGGAACAGUCAUUGCAUGUAAGUUUCAUAUAUCUCCUCGAAAAAUGAUACGAGCUAUUUUGUAUUUAGUAACUACUAUCCAUCCCAAAAUACAGUGCGGGUGGGCAUUUUUUGAAUAACUUUUGAUAGGAAUGAGAUAGACACCUGUGAUUUUCGCUGUUCAAUAGUCAAGACUUGAGCAGAACUUUUCACAAGCGGAAACAACUUUUUAGAGAUCGGAUUUCUAGAGAAUCUUUGGAAAACCAGCUCCGUUCUCAGAAAACUAACAUACAAUGUUAGUAAUUUUUUUACAUGCGUAGAUAAUCCGGACGUUACUCUACAAAAUUAUGCAAGUCCCAGCUCUCUAGCUAUCGUUGUUCGGGCAGGGCUCGCUUUCCCCGAGCACGUGUCUAUCUCCGAGCAGACAUAUCUGGAAAUCUCAAAAUGCCAUGGACUAUAGGUAAUCGACUACGCUAAGCAUAGUAGAAACAUUUGUUUUUGUGUAGAAAUGAAUAUAACUUGGCCAGAGGCAUUGUUGUCAAAAACCGAUUUUUCGCCUGUUACUAGCAAAAAUUAAAAGUCUUAUAUCUCGAUCAAAUCUCAUGCUGACUCAAGGAAAUUUUCAGAAAGCGCUCAGGACCGCUCAUAAAGCAUAAUCGAAGACGAAAAAGGUGAAUGUGAGCUGGGCAUUGGCUUAAGGUUUUCCAGAAACCUUCUGAAAAACCUUAGAGCAUCAGUGUUCUGCUGGAUCACUUUUUCGGCGUGGUCAACAACAUAUGGCACC
Didymodactylos carnosus is the source of this 1656-nucleotide messenger RNA. The record is from the annotation of a GenBank genome assembly. Lineage: Eukaryota; Metazoa; Rotifera; Eurotatoria; Philodinida; Philodinidae.